This is a messenger RNA of Clunio marinus, 447 nucleotides long. The record is from the annotation of a GenBank genome assembly. NCBI's taxonomy places the organism in Eukaryota, Metazoa, Arthropoda, Insecta, Diptera, Chironomidae.
UUUCAGUUAGGUUUGAUCGUUUGUAAAAGAAAGUAAUCUCAAGCAUAUCACACAAUAAAUUUAAGAGUUAAAACAUGGCAAAAGCUCUUUGGUUCAUCAUCUGGUUGGUCAUUCUUUUGAUCUUCUCAUUCUGGAUUGCUGGUUUCAUCGCUUUCUUCUACAUUAUUUUAUAUCCAAUCACUGUCUGCAUUCCAGAUUUGAGUGUGGUCACUGAUUUCCUUCUGAAGUGUAUUCAAUUCCCCAAAAUCUGUGCCGAGAACAUGAUGGAGGGAAAACCUUUGUUCUAAGUCUUUUUUUCAUAGUCAACAAUAACUUUAUCCUAUAACGAAGCCAAUCAAAAUUUUUACAUACAAAAAAUACAAAACGUUGUGUUCUGAAAUUCAAUAAUUUUAAUAAUAAAUAAAGAUUUUUUUUUCCAUAUUUCGCUGAAUUUUAAAGAAAAACAAA